Messenger RNA from Anopheles merus, 647 nucleotides. RefSeq names its product small integral membrane protein 4-like. Bases 112 to 354 code for a protein of 80 amino acids. NCBI's taxonomy places the organism in Eukaryota, Metazoa, Arthropoda, Insecta, Diptera, Culicidae. The record is from RefSeq and is a predicted model, not a curated record. The transcript is spliced from 2 exons.
ACGUGCCAGCCGAACGUCAACAACAGCGAAUUAUGUAAAAAGUGCAUUUGCUACCCAGAAAUAGCGCUCGCGUUGCAAUCGAUGUAGAAUUUGGGCUUCAGCUUAGUUUAAAUGAUUAUUCGCAAGAGCAAAACGCUGAAAGAGCUUUUGGAUCGAUGGCCCGGUAAGCGAACGCUGGGCAUCUAUCGGUUCCUGCCCAUCUUCUUCGGACUCGGAGCGGCGUUGGAGUUUUCCAUGAUCCACUGGCGUGUAGGGGAGACCAACUUUUAUAAUACGUUCAAAAAGCGACAGGCAAAGGAAAUCGUGGAGGAAAAGUUGCGCCUUCAUCAGCUGGAACCAAUUCCGCGCGGCUAAGCCACUGUGCACCACGUUGUGAAAUUAAGGACGAAAACAGUCAAAAAAACGGUAAACAAUGCCGGCCGGUGUUCCUAUGCGACAGUAUCUGUCCUUCAUGGCAGCCGCGCUGCUGUCCAUGUUUGUCGGAUCGCAAGUAGUGCACACGUACUAUCACCCGCUACGAGACCUUAACUACUACGUCGAGCGAGAAAUCAAGAUGCAACGGUUACGCGAAGUGGCACAGCCACCGGAAAACUCAGCUCCUGCUCAGGGAAGCUAAAUAAAAGCCUGAAGUUGAACUAGUUGAUAAA